UAGUGACAGUAUUGAUGGUUCGAACCUUGCAUCCGUCACUUUUUAUUUUUGCAUUUAAUUUAUACACUUUGUGUAAGUUUGUGUUUUUGUCUGGUUUCUAAUUUAUUCUUGAAAGCCUCAAAAACAUUAGAUAAUAUUAAAGAUGAAGAGUAUUUAAAUAUGAUUACGUGUUAACAGUGAAAUAUAUAAGUUAGUGAGUAAGUUAGUACUAGAUUAACAAACUUGUGUUGUUUUCGUUGAAUCGUAUUGGAAAAAAAAGAAAUUAAAUACACUUUUCAAAAUACUAUUUUACGGGUCUGGGAAUCGAACUCCCGACGAAAAAGUAUAAGACGGGUACCAUUACCGCUCGGCCAACGAGGAAUUACUGUUGUCAGCGUAAACGUUGUGUAUUGACUUAAAUUUAUGCUAUUGUUUUGUUUGUUUACAUUUCAAAGCGCCUUAAUUAUAUUACUGUGCGAUACCUAUACAGUCCAUAAAAUAAACAAACGUGUUUGUAAACAUGGACGGAUCCAAACGGAAGGGGAAGAAGCAUUUUAUAGAAAUAUUUCGAUGGCAAAAUGCAAUACAUAUCCGUAGCCCUGACCAACCUAUAAACCGGGCCAGUCUAUUUUAUAAGUGCAACAACACGGUUGGCCCAUUUAAACGUAGUAGUAUCAAAACAUCUCUGACCUAAUUUGUAAUAUGUGUCUCGUUAUGUGUUCAGUUAUAAUCAAUUCUCUUUAUGUAAAUGCAUACAGACGACAACCAAUAUCAUUAUCGGCCUUGAGAAAUUAUGCGUUUCGCGUUUAAGAUUUUCAUUUUUGCGGUUUUACUGUGUGUUGUAGUUGUUUUAGGCGUUGUUUUGGCAUUAGUUUUGACCUUGCCGGAUCUACCAACAACAGUUCAUAAUGAUGAAAUAUGCUUACCAACAGAACAUGGCUCAAUGUCAUGUGGGGAGACAACGGACAUGCUGCAUAAUUACUUAGAAAAGGCAAUAGCCAAAGAAUACGCCAAAGUUAAGCGAGAAGAUACUUUGAGGCAACAGAAAUAUCUUAAUGAAAACAGAGUCCGCUUGAUGGAAAUUUAUGACAAAUACCACUGGGAAAUGAAACCUGCCGCAAAACUUACUGGGAAAGACCAGCCCAAACCUAGAAUAAGUGAUAGCAAUGCCGAAAUGAUACCUGUACGAGUUUGGCGACACGGGAGAGAACUCCACGAUACUAGUGGUUUCGAACGGUAUGGAGUUAGAUACAGAAAUGGACGUCUCGUCAUUCCAGUUUCUGGAACCUACUUCAUUUAUUCUUAUGUAGACCUUUUCGAACCAUGUGACCCUUCCAGUGGUAAACCAAAAGUUGAUAAUGUAAGCAUUCCAGUUAAACACGGCAUCUUUAAAUUUAACAUCCUGGACGCAGGGGAGUCUGAAGUAGUUUCAAGCGUUCAGCCCCACACAAUUUCAAGCAAUCGGUAUUUCAAUUCAUAUAGCAGUUACGUGUCCACACUCGCUGAAUUAAAAGCUGGAGACGAAAUAUCUGUGAAAGUAUCCAAUAUUACUUACCUUAAAUAUACAAGAGAUAACUAUUUUGGCUUGAAUCUAGUUUAGAUCUCCCCCGGUGGAGGGCGUCCCAGCUCGCGGGGAGGGGCGAUGAUGGAAACCUUUCAUUAAAUAUCCUAAACUUGACUUUUUGUGAAAAUAGAAAACUGAGGAACUUAGACCAAAAACACUAACUAUUUAAUUCGAACUUUGCGAAAGAUAGUUAUAAAUAUACUAUAAAAUAUUUCGCAUGCACCUAUGAAACAGCAAAACGUAAUUCAUACAAACUCAAAGACAUCAUCAUAAAAGGCAAUAAGAAGCUUAAGGAAGUUUCGAAAAACUUGAUGUCAAAAAGAAUAUUAAUAGGAGGUACCAAUAAGGCUCACUAAUUUGAUCUAAAGUUAAAAGAACAGAAACAAAAUAGAAAAAAAAAACAUGUUCCUUCUUAUUUUCCCUAUCAAUAAAUACCCGGAAAAGUGCUGUCAUUUCUUCACGUAUCAUCAAAGAUCAAUGAAACAUUUAAUUUAUUGAUAUGUCUAAACCUUAUUUUUUUCAGGACAAGUAAUAAGUAAAUACUAGUCUCUAUGGCAAUAUAAUGCGGCGUCAUUCAACCCAAAUUUGUUUCUCUCUUUUUCGGAGACGUGAUAAAGCAUUUUGUAUUUUGAAUCAAAACUCGAGGAAAAGGACAAAAUUUUAUGCUUCAUACGGUUUAAGGACAUGAACAAUGUCCUGAAGAAAACAACAUUUAACGGGAGGUGUUUAAGAGCUCAAGAGAAUAUUGCGGAUUACUCCUAGUUCAGACAUCAGAGGACAGUAACGUUCAGUCCACUUUGAACAUUAAAGAGCUCCUUGAUACAGACUGGUACAUUUCAAUUCAUUAGUGUCCCAUUUUAUCAAUACAACAGGUAUAUCAUAUGACCAGUACUUAUUUGUUCGUAUGAAAGUGUAGAAAAUGCAUUUAAUGGCAAGAAAUUUUGAACCACUGGUUGACACAUGAUGACUGUUGACUGUAUUGAUUAUUUAUAUGUAAUACCACACUGUCACAGCCUUAGAGACUAUUAAUAAUGCGCAUGUUCCGAAAUUUUGUUAUCUAAACAUUCACAUUCAACAUGUUCUCAUUAAACAUAUUUUCACAUUUUAACAAUAUAGGACCAGAAAUAAAGAUAUAAGAGCACUUUUCCCGGUAUUUUCUGAACACCACUUGUACAUACUCGUACAAAUUGUAUAUCUAUGUAAAAAGUGUUUACUAUAGUAGCUGUUAUCCAUUGCAAUAUUCUUCUUGAUCAUGUUUGCUAGAAAUACUAUUGUGACAUUCUCUUUCGUGUGAUUUCGUUCAUUAAUAUGAUUAUUUAAGAAGAAAAUUAAGAAGGUAUUGCUCGUGAUAGAGUUACGGUUAAUGAUGGCCAUUACUCGUUGUUUAAAUGUAAUAAGAAUGGACUUUCAUUGUUUUACCCUCUUAUGCUGUUCUACUUGGUAUAUCAACUAAAAGGAAAAUGAGAGUGUUCUUUUAAAUAAUGAAACGUUUCCAUCACCGGCGGACGCUCCACGUUCACGUUCUGGUUUACAACUGGAGGGUGUUUUUUUUUUUUUACUGAUUCUGCUGGUAAGGAUAUCAGAUAUUCAUAAGGCUAAAAAUAAAUUGUCACUAAGGCAGUUUGUGAGUGCCAUCCACGGAAAAAUAGGGGGCCAGUAUGACAAAUGCGUGGACUCAGCUAAUGCCUCGUCUCCAAUUUAGCAUACUGACCCUACAUAAUUCCAUAGAGGGUCUCUUACAAAACCAAGAAUCAGUAAUAAUUAUUUUCGUGUCCAUAUGUAAAGCUUGUAGAAACAUAUUUGUACUAGAUCAGAAUCUUUUUGUACACAUCAUAUGUAAAAGCUUUAUCAUACUAUGAUUAAAUAAAUGUCCUUUAGUGUAUUAACUGACAUGGACGUAUUUUUGUACCAUUUUGUUUUUCUCCACAGAUGACAUUUGCAAAAAAAGCAUUUUUUCAAACGGGACUGAUUCCUUAAGAAUUGACUUUUUUGUAUUUAAUAAGUUGUAGAGUAGAAAUACAGAAUAGAAACUAUGAUGAAAUAUGUAUGACUGAAGGCAGGAAAAACAAACAAGAAUACCAUAUGCAUUGUAUACUUAUCAAAUAAAUAGUGAGUAUUUUAACAAACUGUAAAUUUAUGUAUAUAGUAUAAAAUAACUAAUAACUAACUGGACAUCAUCAGAAACAAGAAGUUUCGUCUGUUUAUCCAUAUUACAAAUCCUAGUUGUAAUUUGAGUUGAUAUGGAUGAUUUGAAGUUUUUAAGCUGGGCAAGGGAAUUCACCCAAUAAUCUUUUCAUAAUAUUUUGUGUGAUUUAUUUCCCUUUAACUAAUUAAUAGAUUUUUUAAACUAAUUAAUAGAUUUACUACCAAUGAUUUAGUCCAGACAAAAGCGAAUAUUUCAUAUUCUUUCGCUUUAUAUAACUGUGACUUCUGUAUUGUUGUUAAAAGAUGAUUUACAAUUCCAUUUGCUGUAAUGUCAUGCUAUUAUUUUGUAGCUUUUUAUCGAAAACUACUGAGUUAGAUGUG
This is a messenger RNA of Mercenaria mercenaria, 4069 nucleotides long. RefSeq names its product tumor necrosis factor ligand superfamily member 15-like. The transcript is spliced from 3 exons. The record is from RefSeq and is a predicted model, not a curated record. Gene Ontology annotation, biological process: immune response. Lineage: Eukaryota; Metazoa; Mollusca; Bivalvia; Venerida; Veneridae. Gene Ontology annotation, cellular component: membrane. Gene Ontology annotation, molecular function: tumor necrosis factor receptor binding. The coding region runs from base 773 to 1579 and encodes 268 amino acids.